CCCGGAGCGGCUCGGCUGGGCCUGGCCCGGCCCUGUGCCGCGCCGCCGGCCGCCGGCGUUUAAAUAGCGGCGCCUGCCGCGCUGCUGCGUCCUUCGCCAGUCUUGCCCGGUGUGUGGGGGAACUGUCCGGGAUGUAAGUGUCCUUGGAGACAUGUUCUCUCUGGAGAGCCCGCCGCUCCCCGCUCUGCUUCCCCAGUGCGACCUCUACGCCAUCCCUGAGGGAGGAUGGAGUGUCUCUGAAGGGACCUCUGCGGUUUUUCUGGCAUGCAGUGCUCUUGUGGCUGAUGCUGGCGUACAGCUGGGAUGGCACAGAACAGAACCAAAACCCAUCUCAGUACUUGCUUUUGACACAGCAUAGGACAGGAAGCUCAUUUAAAGAGAGAAACAGAAAGGUCUUUACUGCCUAUGGAAAGAGGAGCAAGGUUUAUAUGCUUUGAGAAGAUCUGCUGUAGUUUGCUGCCAUUUAAUUUUAACAACUCAUCUGCUUGAGGAGAUUCUGUAGUAAUGUAUCCAGUGGCUGUUCCUGCACCAGGAGGUGAAGGAAGCAAUGGACAACAUGGGAAACUUAUUUUUUUCCUUUUUGUUUUUGGAGCCGUGUUGCUCUGUGCUGGAUUCCUUCUUUCCGUUUUUAUUCUCCAGUCAUGUCCAUCUGGAAGCUUCAGUGACUGUAAUGAGGUCCUUAAGGCUGCUGGGCCAGUGCUGGCUGUAACUGGACUGGUUUGUGUCCUUCUGGCACGAUCAAGGGCCAGGAUGUAUAUAAGACAAAGACAAUUGCAAAAUGAGCAGGUGUACAGCCUUGUUUUUUGUCGUGGGAACUGUCAGUUUGCCCAGUUUCUUAUAUUUGGAUUCCUGUUUUUAACUAGUGGAAUGUUAAUUAGCAUCCUGGGCAUUUGGGUUCCUGGUUGCAGCCCUGGCUGGCAUAUGAUACAGCUCAACCACACUGGCACUUCUGAUGUGGACCUCCAGGGCUGUGGAUUCCUGUCACUUCAAAUCAUGGGACCUUUGAUUGUGCUCACUGGGUUGUGUUUCUUCGUGAUAGCUCAUGUUAAAAAGAAGCAAAACUUAAAUCUCAACCAAGAAUCCUGUGAAAGUGAAGAACAUGCUCACAGCCCUGAAUCUUUUCAGGUUACAGUAGGUGAUGCUGUGAUGGUGUUCCCACCCCCACCACCUUCUUAUUUUGCUGACCCUAUGUCACCAACUGUGACACGUUGUCUUAUGUCAAGUGUUUUGACUACAAGUGAAAGUCCUCCACCGUACCACUCUAUCUUCAGUGAUGGAGCACAGCUUGCUGAUGAUGAAGGAACAGUUGCUGUUAGAGACUAUGAAUCCAUAUAUACAAUUUCUGGAAGCAGCUCACCUUCAGAUAUUUUACCAAUGCUAUACCUUUCUUCUGAAUCACCACCAAAAUAUGAAGAAAAAGCAUCAAUAACAAAUAAUGAAUAUUCGCCAUCUUCUUCCUCAUCCUUUUCAUCUAUUUCCUUAGCCACAUCUGACACCAGCUCGUAAAGGACUGACAGUUCACUUAAUUUUUAAUCAAAAUGUACACAGAGAUUUACAAUUUUUGAAUUUAUUUACAUUUUGUAAUAAAAGCAAUAAUGUUG
This is a messenger RNA of Oenanthe melanoleuca, 1601 nucleotides long. RefSeq names its product transmembrane protein 171 (gene TMEM171). The record is from RefSeq and is a predicted model, not a curated record. Lineage: Eukaryota; Metazoa; Chordata; Aves; Passeriformes; Muscicapidae. Bases 505 to 1506 code for a protein of 333 amino acids. The transcript is spliced from 6 exons.